UCGAGUGUGUGACGUCGCUCCGUCUGUCAGAGUUGGAUUUUCGCGCGAAAAAAAAUAGAAAGGUUUGCAAAGCGGCAGAGAGAGAGAGAGACAGCGAUAUCGACGUUGCAGAGGCUCGUGCAGCUAUAGCCCAUGAGAGGAUAGAAUCUAACAACCUGUUCCAUGAACCCCACUUGUGCUCUCUUUGCCUUGUGGAAGAGGCCAGCUGAGUUGUUAUUCUGACAGCAGGUUCAGUACUACCCUUAUGCAAAUCUGCACAAUGCAAAGCACUAUAAGAUCAUUCUUCCAGCCCCUGGCACAAACAAAGCCUGGAAAAGAAGCAGCAGAGAAGAAGCACCUGGAAGAGGAGCCUGCCCCCAAAAGGAAACCUGUAGAUUCCGAACCACAGGUAAAUGGUACAACACACCAUGCAAAUUCCCCAGUGAAUACUGCAGCCCCAAAAACCACCUCCAUUAUUAAAAGUGAAGAGGAUUCUGGGAAACCAAAACAAAAGGAUACAGAGGCAGAUAAUAACAAGCAGGUUUCUGACUGUGUUCCUGAGCAAAAGAUUCCUGCGCAGAGCACCUCACAAAGCACCAGCCCAGCUACCUCUAAUUCGCCCUCACCCACCUACAUUCCCCGGCGCAGAACAGCACGCAAGCAGCUCCCUAAACGUAAAGCAGAGGAAGAAGUCAGUAACCAUGAUAGCAUCCAGCAGGAACAUUGUACCAAAAGAUGGAAAGGAGAUAAUGAGGAUGGAGAGGGCACAGAAGGGGAGCCAGAUGAGGAGUCCAACAAGACAGAAGAAAUGAAAUAUGAUAAUUCAGAAGUGGUGCAGGUAAAAAUUGAGCAAGAUGCAGAGGAAGAGACAACACCAGCACCCCCUAAGCCAUCCAACAACCCCAUCUCUAAUUUUUUUGGCACAAAAGGGGAGCCAGAUGAGGGGUCCAUCAAGACAGAAGAAAUGAAAGAUGAUAAUUCAGAAGUGGUGCAGGUAAAAAUUGAGCAAGAUGCAGAUGAAGAGACAACACCAGCACCCCCUAAGCUAUCCAGCAAGCCCAUCUCUAAUUUUUUUGCCCCUCGGAAAGCCUCUAUGAAGACAGAGAAAAAAGAAGUGCCGGUGAUAGGAGGAAUCAUGCCUGCACCAAAGAGCCUUAAUGGCCAUGAAUCCAAUAGCAAAGCUGACUGUUCUGCCAAGCCAUCUCUUACACUUGAGCCUACAAAUUACAACCCAAUGAAGGGAAAUUAUCAUCCUAUAAAUGAUGCUUGUUGGGGCCCUGGCCAGAGGGUACCAUACCUGGCAGUAGCUCGUACCUUUGAGAAGAUUGAGGAGGAAUCUGCCCGGUUGAAAAUUAUAGAGACCCUGAGCAAUCUUUUCCGCUCUGUGAUUGCUCUGUCUCCAGAAGACUUGCUGCCCUGUGUCUACCUCUGUCUCAACCGGUUAGGCCCAGCAUAUGAGGGCCUAGAGUUGGGCAUUGGUAAAACCAUCCUCAUGAAAGCUUUGGCUCAGGCCACAGGUCGUAAUUUGGACCAGAUCAAGGCAGAAGCAGCAGAAAAGGGAGACCUAGGUUUGGUUGCUGAGAGUAGCCGCACUACACAGGGUACCAUGUUUGCCCCACCCAAGCUUGAUGCUGCUUCUGUCUUUGGCAAACUUCAGGCCAUUGGGCGCAUGACAGGAAGCUCUUCAAUGAACAAGAAGAUUGACAUUAUCAAGACUUUGUUUGUUGCUUGUCGCUAUUCAGAGGCUCGCUACGUUGCUCGGUCACUAGAAGGAAAACUGAGGAUUGGGUUAGCAGAGCAGUCUGUCCUGUCUGCUCUGGCCCAGGCAGCAUCACUCACUCCUCCAGGACAAAAAUUUCCCCCAGGAGUUUUGGAUGCUUCAAAGGGCAAGUCUGCAGAAGUGCGCAAAAACUGGUUGGACGAGAGAGCAUUGAUUGUUAAACAGGCCUUCUGUGAGCUGCCAAAUUAUGAUACUAUUGUGCCUGUCCUUCUGGAACAUGGUGUGGAGAGUCUGCCUCAUCACUGCAAGAUCACACCAGGGAUUCCACUGAAGCCCAUGCUGGCUCACCCAACAAGGGGAAUUGGGGAGAUACUAAAGCGAUUUGAAGAGGCAGCUUUCACCUGUGAAUACAAAUACGAUGGGGAGCGAGCACAGAUACACAUCCUGGAGAAUGGAGAAGUGCACGUCUAUAGCCGGAACCAAGAGAACAACACAACAAAGUACCCCGACAUUGUCAGCCGUAUCCCCAAGGUAAAAAAGAGCACUGUGCAAUCAUGCAUUUUGGAUGCAGAAGCUGUGGCCUGGGAUCCUGAUUCCAAACAGAUCCAGCCAUUCCAGGUACUCACCACCCGCAAGCGCAAGGAUGUAGAGGCCACAGAGAUCCGAGUGCAGGUUUGUGUGUAUGCAUUCGACAUGCUCUUCCUUAAUGGACAGUCUCUAGUCCGGAAACCCCUAUCUGAGCGCCGGGCUUUGCUUCAUGAUUCCUUCAAUGAAGUUGAAGGCCAGUUCCUGUUUGCAACCUCCAUGGACACUAGUAACACUGAUGAGAUAGCAGAUUUCCUGGAAUGCUCCAUCAAAGAUUCAUGCGAGGGGCUAAUGGUGAAAACACUGGAAGUGGAUGCCACAUACGAAAUUGCAAAGAGAUCUCACAACUGGCUGAAGCUUAAGAAAGAUUAUCUGGAAGGUGUUGGCGACACCUUGGACCUUGUGGUGAUCGGUGCCUAUCUGGGCAAGGGCAAACGUGCAGGCGUAUAUGGUUGUUUCCUCUUGGCUUGCUAUGAUGAUGAUAGCGAGGAGUUCCAGAGCAUCUGCAAGAUCGGCUGUGGAUUCACAGAUUACGACCUAGAAGAAUUCCACACCUCUCUCAAGGACUAUGUGAUUCCACAGCCACGACCCUACUACCGCUGGGGUGGAACAGCUGAGCCUGACCACUGGCUAGAGGCUCAGCAUGUCUGGGAGGUGAGGUGUGCUGACUUAUCCAUUUCUCCAGUCCACAAAGCAGCAGCUGGUUUGGUUGAUGAAGAAAAGGGCAUCUCCCUCCGCUUUCCCAGAUUCGUACGCAUCCGUGAUGAUAAGAAACCAGAGGAAGCCACUGCCAGUACUCAGGUGGCUGAGUUGUACCGGAAGCAGCAGCAGAUUCUGAAUCAGCAAUCAGUGGAAAAAGGAGAUGAUGAUUUCUACUAAUCCUAUUCAUCUGAUUGUGAAAGGGUUUUUGCUGAACCCCUCUUGGAGUCAAGGUAGAAUCUUGGUGCCCUCUUCAGACUUUAUCUAAUGAAUGUACCCCAACUCUGUGGAGCUGUGGUAAAGAUACAAUGAGGCAUGUUCUGAUAAGGCCCUGCUGCUUUCCCUGCGCUCGCCCAAAUGCAGGCAUAUGUUGAGUUGAUGAUGGUCUGUUAAUAAACCCUUGUAUUUUUGGUAA
Podarcis raffonei (Aeolian wall lizard) is the source of this 3398-nucleotide messenger RNA. RefSeq names its product DNA ligase 1 (gene LIG1). The record is from RefSeq and is a predicted model, not a curated record. The transcript is spliced from 28 exons. Gene Ontology annotation, cellular component: mitochondrion; nucleus. Gene Ontology annotation, biological process: DNA repair; Okazaki fragment processing involved in mitotic DNA replication; DNA biosynthetic process. Lineage: Eukaryota; Metazoa; Chordata; Lepidosauria; Squamata; Lacertidae. Bases 245 to 3163 code for a protein of 972 amino acids. Gene Ontology annotation, molecular function: ATP binding; DNA binding; DNA ligase (ATP) activity.